CUAUAAAUCUUUCCAAACAGCCCCUCUGCGGCUGGCGAGAUGGUGUGCGCAGACAUAUGCCCAGCUUCAGUCCAACAUGAGAACGAUGCGUGUGGAGAGCUCUGCGUAAACACAGACUGACUUGGAGAAAAAAAUAUGACAAUAUUUAUCAGAAUAUGUUUUGUUUACUAUGGCGAGAUGGGUAAGAAAUAUUGGAGAUUCUGGAAAAGGUGCGAUUGAACUAUUUUACCAGGAGGCAAACGAGCGUUAAAAAAAAACAUCCUCCGGCGCUUUUCUCACUUGUUGGAGACGCUGAUGUCUUCAUUGGACUUUUCUCGGUUGGAGAUGGUGGAGCUCUCUCGGAUUUCCAGCGUGGAAACGUAGCAUCCAAUUAAUCAGCGACUGCAACUGUACUCCGCGACCUGCAGAGACACCUUGGUCCACCGUCUUCAGAGACGCAUGGUUCUUUCGGAGCCCUACGCUGGAAUACACAACAUAUCUGGCGCAAACCUUUCCUGCGCCAUUUGGACUUAUACUGGUUUAAAAUAAAUCUCCAUUUGGAGAUUCUGACAUGAUUUACACAGUUAAGUCAACUGGGGACACUCUUGGAGUUACGCUUUCUGUUUGGAUUUUACUAUAAACCACUGAGAUAAUUUUAGGUCUGCAUGGGCCAUAUUUAAGCUUUCAUCAUUGGAACUGAGUCUAAGAUGAAGUUAUGGGAUGUUCUGGCCACGUGUUUCUUGCUCCUGACCUCCGUUGCUACACGGCCUCUCUACCAAAACACUCAGCCAGCCAAGAGGACUCCCUUCUCCAGCAGCUACCGUGAUUCUGGGUCUCUAUCUGUGGAAGACGAAGAACCACUGUUCCAGGGUGAAGUGCAAAACCUGCAGGAGAUCUCCAUGGAGGAUCAUUAUGACACGAUAGCUCCCUACCCAAACCAGUUUGAGGAUGUGAUGGAUUUUAUCGAGGCUACCAUUGGCAGACUGCGGAGGUCAUCGGACAAUAGCGGGAGCACCGGAGGACGGAGAGAGCAGAGACAGAGAGGAGCAACAAAAACAAGAAGCACAAAAGAUGAGAGAAGAGGGCACGGGGGGAAGAGGAAGGGUCGAGGCCGGGCAGGAGGCCGAGGAGGCAAGGGAGGGGAGAGAGAGAGGGAGAGGAUAUCUGUACAGAGUCGUGGCUGCUUACUUAAGGAGGUCCAUCUCAAUGUGACGGAUUUGGGGUUGGGGUACCAGACUAAGGAAGAGCUGAUCUUCCGGUACUGUAGCGGACCCUGCAUUGAGGCAGAGACCAACUAUGACAAGAUCCUAAAUAACCUCACACACAACAAAAAGCUGGACAAGGACACACCCUCUCGCACCUGCUGUCGACCGAUCGCGUUCGAUGACGAUUUGUCUUUUUUAGAUGACAAUGUCGUGUAUCACACAUUGAAAAAGCAUUCAGCUCGAAAGUGUGGCUGCGUCUGAGAAAGUGAGAAAAGCAUGACAAAAU
Molecule: messenger RNA, 1470 nt
Organism: Cyprinodon tularosa
Lineage: Eukaryota; Metazoa; Chordata; Actinopteri; Cyprinodontiformes; Cyprinodontidae
Gene: gdnfa
Product: glial cell derived neurotrophic factor a
Exons: 3
Coding region: 687-1445 (252 amino acids)
Biological process (GO): peripheral nervous system development; negative regulation of neuron apoptotic process; positive regulation of branching involved in ureteric bud morphogenesis
Molecular function (GO): growth factor activity; receptor tyrosine kinase binding; glial cell-derived neurotrophic factor receptor binding
Source: RefSeq, a predicted model, not a curated record